Myxocyprinus asiaticus (Chinese sucker) is the source of this 7937-nucleotide messenger RNA. Its product is annotated as WD repeat-containing protein 7-like. Bases 127 to 4632 code for a protein of 1501 amino acids. Gene Ontology annotation, molecular function: protein binding. The record is from RefSeq and is a predicted model, not a curated record. NCBI's taxonomy places the organism in Eukaryota, Metazoa, Chordata, Actinopteri, Cypriniformes, Catostomidae. The transcript is spliced from 30 exons. Gene Ontology annotation, cellular component: cytoplasm.
CGUGCACCCGUCAGCUGAUCAGUUCGCCUCUGCGGAAUUAACUCGCCUCACUGCGAUAUUUUCAUUAAAAAAACACCGACAGAACGAACAUGAGACGAUAAAAAUCCGCUCCGUAUCACAGAGAACAUGACAGGAAACACUCUGGUAUUACCCAUCGUUCUGUGGGGUCGUAAUGCUCCCACUCACUGUAUCUCCAGUCUGCUGGUGAUGGACGAUCUGUCCACCAUCAUCACCGGCUGCCAUGAUGGACAGAUCUGCAUCUGGGACAUGACCUCAGAGCUGGAGAUUAAUCCCCGGGCUCUGCUGUUCGGUCACACGGCCUCCGUCACCUGUCUGUCCAAGGCCAGCGCAGGAAGUGACAAACAAUACCUCGUCAGCGCCUCUGAGAGCGGAGAAAUGUGUUUAUGGGAUGUCAAUGAUGGACGUUGUAUUGAGUUCACAAAGCUGGCCUGUGCACACACCGGUAUACAGUUUUAUCAGUUCACCAUCGGCACACAGAGGGAGGGACGUCUCCUGUGCCACGGACAUUACCCAGAAAUCCUAGUGGUGGACGCCACCAGUCUGGAGGUCUUGUACUCGCUGGUAUCCAAGAUUUCACCUGACUGGAUCAGUUCUAUGAGCAUAGUUCACUCACACCGCACGCAAGAGGACACAGUUGUAGCUAUAUCUGUUACUGGUAUUCUGAAAGUGUGGAUUAUCACCGAUGAUGUCAGCAGAAUGCAGGAUCUGGAUCCGGUGUUUGAGGAGGAAUCAAAGCCGAUCUACUGUCAGGGUUGCCAGAGUAUUUCCUUCUGCACUUUCACACAGCUCUCCCUGUUGGUGGUGUGUUCAAAGUACUGGAGGGUGUUUGAUGCUGGUGAUUUCUCUCUUCUUUGUUCGGUCCCGAGUGAGAACAAUCAGUCUUGGGCAGGAGGAGAAUUUAUCGCUGCUGAUAAAGUGAUUAUAUGGACUGAAGAUGGAUGCAGCUACAUUUACAAACUACCAGCCAGCUGUAUCCCGGCGAGUGAACAUUUCCGCACUAAUGUGGGGAAGACGACGGAAGGUUCCAUUCCUCCUCUGGUGUACAGCAUAGCAGACCGUGCUGACAAACAGCCGCAGGAGGGGUGGGAGGGGCAGUGUGUUGUGGUGUGUCUCCCUGACAAUGGUUGUGAUCUGGAGCUCUACACUCCUGAAUUGCAAUACAGCCAGCGGCCUCUAGAGGCACCACUUCUGAUUUGUCCGCCGGUCACACGGUUCUUUUUCGGUCGGAGGGAGCCGUUCCACAAACUACUGAUUCAGGGAGAUUCUGCGGGCAGACUGACGGUGUGGAGCAUUCCGGAAACAUCUCCCUUACAGCCGCUGUCAUCCGCUGCAGAGCUCCAGGUUUCUCUCAGCAUCAGUCUGCAGGAGGCGUUUGAUAAGUUAGCUCCUUCUCCGGCGGGCAUCAUUGACCAACUGAGUGUUCUGUCCGGCUCUAACGACCCCAUCAAAGUGACGGCCAGCGUUUAUAUCCCGUCUCAGGGGCGACUGGUGUGCGGACGGGAAGAUGGCAGCAUCAUACUGGUUCCUGCUACACAGACGGCCAUCGUUCAGCUACUGCAGGGAGAACACAUGCUGCGCAGAGGUUGGCCGCCUCAUCGUACCCUCAGAGGUCACAGACAAAAGGUCACGUGUCUGCUGUACCCUCAUCAGGUGUCUCCACGCUACGAUCAGCGCUCCCUGGUGUCUGGAGGCAUCGACUUCUCUGUCAUCAUCUGGGAUAUUUUCACAGGCGAGAUGAAGCACAUCUUCUGCGUUCACGGAGGAGAAAUCACACAGCUGAUCGUUCCUCCAGAAAGCUGCAGCACGCGUGUGCAGCAUUGUGUGUGUUCUGUGGCCAGCGAUCACUCCGUGGGUCUGUUGAGUCUGAGAGAGAGGAAGUGCAUCAUGUUGGCCUCAAGGCAUCUGUUCCCCAUCCAGGUGAUCAAAUGGAGGCCGUGUGAUGAUUAUUUGGUGGUCGGAUGUUCAGACGGAUCCGUCUACGUGUGGCAGAUGGACACAGGAGCUCUGGACCGAUGUGUGAUGGGCAUCACUGCAGUGGAGAUACUGAACGCGUGUGAUGAGGUGGUACCCGCGGCGCUGGACUCUCUCAAUCACCCCGCAGUGAAUCUGAAACAGGCCAUGACCCGCCGCAGUCUCGCCGCGCUCAAGAACAUGGCACAACACAAACUCCAGACGCUCGCCACCAACCUGCUCGCGGCCGACAACGCUGACAAGGGAAACCUUCCCAAAUACUCGCAUAACUCGCUGGUUGUCCAGGCGAUGAAGACCAACGUCACGGAUCCCGACAUGCACGUGUUGUUUUUCGAUGUGGAAGCUGUUAUCAUCCAGUUACUGACGGAAGAAGCUCAGCGCCCAAACCCCACCCUCGUCUCUCCCGAAACACUGCAGAAAGCACCCGGUGGGGCGGAUAAAGGCGGAUCCUUCCUGGCCAAUAAGAUCUUCAAACAGGUGAAAGAGACCAUUAAAGAGAACAUCAAAGAGCACCUGCUGGAUGAAGACGAAGAUGAGGAAGAGGAGCUGCGUCGUCGCGAGGAGAAGUCAAAGUCUUUGAGUUUGCUGGAGUAUAAUCUCACCAUGGACACGGCCAAACUCUUUAUGUCCUGCCUGCACGCCUGGGGCCUGAACGGAGAACUCGACGACGUGUGUUUGAACCGACUGGGCAUGCUCAGACCGCACACGCUGAUCUCCUUUGGCCUAAUCUCUCGGGGCGGUCACAUGUCCCUGAUGCUGCCCACGUUUAAAGACUCACUGCUCAGGCAGCUGGCGCAGGGAUCCGCGGAGGGCUGCAAAAUUUCUGUCUCUGAAGUUGUGGGCAAGGGCACUUACGGCAUUUCCAGAGCGGUUACCACGCAGCACCUGCUGUCCGUCAUCUCGCUAGCUAACACACUGAUGGGCAUGACCAACGCCACGUUCAUCGGAGAGCACAUGAAGAAAGCACCAGCCAGGCCCCCAAGACCAGGGACCCCUGAGACCACAAGAAAGAGCAGCCCACAGGUCUCCAGCCCGGCCAUGCAGGGACAGAUCAAACAAGCUGCCGUCGCUGUUUCAGGACUGUCUCACUCUCCCUCAGUCAAUGAAGGUUGGAGUCAGCUCGCUGCCAUGCAUUGUGUGAUGUUACCUGAUCUUCUGGGGUUGGAUAAGUUCAGGCCUCCUCUCUUGGAGAUGUUGGCACGCAGAUGGCAGGAUCGCUGCCUGGAGGUUCGAGAGGCGGCCCAGGCUCUUCUGUUAGCAGAACUGCGUCGGAUUGGUCAGUCGGGCAGGAAGGACACUAUCGACAUGUGGGCACCAUAUCUGCCGCAGUAUGUGGACGCUGUUAGCUCCCCGGGAGCCGCCCCAGAAACCACCCAACUUGCCCCGCCCCCUCAUGAAGCCCCGCCCACGGAGCCCAAAGCUCCAGAGGAAGAAAUGGACGUGGCGGAUGAUGACAUCACAGCAGGUUGUCUGUCUAACCUUCCCCCCAAUGCUAAGAAGAUCUGUAACUCAUAUGAGGAGAGGAGGAAACAGGCGACAGCUAUCGUCCUGCUGGGUGUGAUCGGGGCGGAGUUUGGUGCAGAGAUCGAACCCCCUAAACUACCGUCGCGAGCUCGGACCAGCAGUCAGGCUCCAGAGGGUUUCGGUUUGACCACCGGCGGCUCCAACUAUUCACUGGCCCGUCACACCUGUAAAGCAUUGACGUUUCUUCUUCUACAACCUUCGAGUCCCAGAUUGCCCCCUCACAGCACCAUCCGUCGUACAGCGAUCGAUCUGAUUGGUCGAGGGUUCACGGUGUGGGAGCCGUAUAUGGACGUGUCGGCUGUUCUCAUGGGUCUGCUGGAGCUCUGCGCCGACGCUGAGAAACAACUGUCCAACAUCUCAAUGGGUUUGCCCCUGAGCCCGGCCGCUGAUUCCGCUCGAUCGGCCCGUCACGCCCUUUCCCUGAUCGCUACCGCACGACCGCCUGCCUUCAUAACCACCAUCGCAAGAGAGGUUCACAGACACACAGCGAUGCAGUCACAGGGUUCUCAGUCGCAGCAGAACGUUCACACCACAACACUCGCACGAGCCAAAACUGAGAUCCUGCGAGUCAUUGAGAUCCUCAUCGAGAAAAUGCCAUCUGAUGUGGUGGAUCUGCUGGUGGAGGUGAUGGAUAUCCUCAUGUACUGUAUUGAAGGAUCUCUAGUGAAGAAGAAAGGUCUGUCCGACUGUUUCCCAGCUGUCUGCAGGUUUUAUAUGGUUGCGUAUUGCGAUCGCAGUUACCGUAUCGCCGUUGGCGCCCGUCAGGGUUCAGUUGCGCUUUACGAUGUCCGCACUGGGAAAUGCCAGCACAUCCACGGGCAUAAAGGACCUAUAACAGCAGUUUCCUUCGCGCCAGACGGGCGCUACCUCGCCACCUACUCCAACGCUGACAGUCACAUCUCAUUCUGGCAGAUGAACACAUCUCUUUUAGGAAGCAUUGGGAUGUUGAAUUCAGCUCCUCAGCUGCGAUGUAUUAAAACCUAUCAGGUUCCUCCAGUGCAGCCGGCAUCGCCUGGAUCUCAGAACGCCCUCAAACUAGCUCGGCUCAUCUGGACCUCCAACCGUAACGUCAUUCUGAUGGCCCACGAUGGCAAGGAACAUCGUUUCAUGGUCUGAGGGGUCAAGGGGUCAGUUAUCAGGGAGUCGUGACCUUUCACCCAGUACUGCGUUUACACUCUCGACACCCGUCGGUGUUCGUUUCCAUUAUUGAAGAUGAUAAAAGACUGCUGUCCAUGUAGACUUGUGUUGGCAUUUUUGAAACAUGUUUAUCUGCUUGAAGGUCAGACGGGUUUUGGUCAGACAGAUGUAAUGGAGUUGAUAUCAGAAAAUUUUCGCUUGUUUAUUUACAUGAAAUCUUUGAAUAUUCGCUCACUAUGUAAACUCAGUUGAUUCAUUUAAGCUAUUUAAGCAUUUUGGCUGUGCUUACAAAUGCAUAUAUACAAAACACACUCACGCACACACCUUCAAACAUACAUUUGCACUCGUGAGGUGCACCAGGGCUCUGUACUGGGCCCUCUUCUAUUCUCUUCCUGUGUAAAAUCAGAGAAGAGAUUCUGUCCCAAAUGCCUCACUGAUGACACUGAGACUUCACGUUAUUUAUAAUCAAAGAAUCAUCAUUCGUACUGGAUGGCUAAAGUCAUAUCGUGAUGUAUCAUAGGAAUUAUCUUCAGGAAUGACCCUUCUUGUUGUGUUUUUGUGAAAUGUUUUGGUUUGUUUUUGUCAGUUUGUGAGUUGUUGGUUAGUAAGAUGUUAUAGACACUGAAAUGCACAUUUAAAGGCAGUCAUGUUAGCUUCUUCCACAGUGACUAAUGCAAACGCUGCACACCGUCUGCUGUAAUUCACAGAGCAAGUUAUAAAAGUUUUAUUUUAGAGAAGUAUUUAAUGUACAGAAUAUCUAAAUCUCUGUCUGUGACUUCAUGAAAGUUUAAGAAAACACUGCUAGCUAGUUUCUCAAAGUAAAUCUAAAUAAAAUCUAAAGUAUCAUUAACUUAAUGCAAAAUUGAAAUCCCACUCUAAUUUUUUAACAUAAAAUAAAUAUUUUUAUUACAAUCAAUUAUAUUCAUUUUAAAGUUUAAAUAAAAUCAGCUCAUAUUAAAGGCAGUAUCAUACUAUGAUUUAUAAUUUUAAUUGUACUUAAAAAAAAAAAAUUUUGAUUUAUUUUUACAAUUCUCCACAUACAGGUAUUUGUAUGAACAUCUUUGAAAAAAUCUUUCUUCUUAAGCAAAGAAAAAUAUUUACUUUAUAGAUAUACAAUAUAAACGUUAAAUUAAACAAAUUUCUUUUUACUUUACAAAUGUACUUUACAGUCUAUUUUUCGCUUUGCAGUAAUGAGAAAGAUAUUUUUCGUAUUACAGUAAGCUACUGAGAAAGCCACUGGGGGAUGUCUACAGUAGAUACGUUCAAUUUUAAAGAAAAUAGUGUCACAAUGCAAAAAAGGUCUUAAAAAUAGGCUUAAUUUAAGGUCUUGAGUAUCAUCUUACCCACAAGUUCAGGCAUUUCGACACUUUUUACAUGUCUGGCUGAAAAAAAUUGAGGGAUAUUAUAAUAAUAUAAAAAACACUUUCUUCUGCUUCUGUCAGGGAAAUCCCAGUUUAUUGCCGUCAUGUUCAUUAAAUCUUACUCUGAGCUCACGUCCUGAAACACGAGAUAUUCGGACUCGACGAAAACCAGUGGAGAGUGAAAUCUGUCUGUUUGAGGGUGUGUGUGUGUGUGUGUGUCUGUGAGUGUGAGUGUGUGUACAGGUUUAACCUCCGUUGUGGGGACCAAAUGUCCCCACAAGGAUAGUAAAACCUGAGAUCACCUACAUUGUCGGGACCAGCCAGUGGUCCUCACAAGGGAAAUAACAUAUUAAACGAUGAUUUUUUGAAAAUGUAAAAAUGUAGAACGUUUUUUGUGAGGGUUAGGUUUAGGGGUAGGGUUAGGGUUAGGGGAUAGAAUCUAUAGUUUGUACAGUAUAAAAAUCAUUAUGUCUAUGGAGAGUCCUCAUAAUGAUAGCUGCACCAACAUGUGUGUGUGUGUGUGUGUGUGUGAGUGUGUGUGAGUGUGUGUGUGUGUGAGAGUGUGUGUGUGUGUGUGUGAGAGUGAGUGUGUGUGUGUGUGUGUGUGAGUGUGAGUGUGAGAGUGAGAGUGUGUGUGUGUGUGUGUGUGUGUGUGUGUGUCUGUCUGUCUGUUUGUUUCAGGGUGUGUGUGUGUCUGUCUGUUUGAGGGUGAGUGUGUGUGUGUCUGUCUGUUUGAGGGUGUGGGGGUGUGUGUGUGUGUGUGAGUGUGUCUGUCUGUUUGAGGUUGUGUGUGUGUGUGUGUCUGUCUGUUUGAGGGUGUGUCUGUGUCUGUGUGUGUGUUUGUGUGUGUGUGUGUGUGUGUGCAUGUGUGUCUGUCUGUUUGAGGGUGUGUGUCUGUGUGUGUGUGUGUGUGUGUUUUUGUGUGUGUGUCUGUCUGUUUGAGGGUGUGUGUGUGUGAGAGUGUCUGUGUGUGUGUGUGUGUGUGUGUGUGUGUGUUGUCUGUCUGUUUGAGGGUGUGUGUGUGUGAGAGUGUCUGUGUGUGUGUGUGUGUGUCUGUCUGUUUGAGGGUGUGUGUGUGUGAGAGUGUCUGUGUGUGUGUGUGUCUGUCUGUUUGAGGGUGUGUGUGUGUGUGUGUCUGUCUGUCUGUCUGUUUGUUUGUUUGAGGGUGAGUGUGUGUCUGUCUGUCUGUUUGAGGGUGUAGGGGUGUGUGUGUGUGAGUGUGUCUGUCUGUUUGAGGUUGUGUGUGUGUGUUUUUGUGUGUGUGUGUGUCUGUCUGUUUGAGGGUGUGUGUGUGUGUGUGUGUGUGUGUGUGUGUGUGUUUUUGUGUGUGUGUCUGUUUGUUUGAGGGUGUGUGUAUGUGAGAGUGUCUGUGUGUGUGUGUGUCUGUCUGUUUGAGGGUGUGUGUGCUUUUUGUGUGUGUGUCUGUCUGUUUGAGGGUGUAUGUGUGUGAGAGUGUCUGUGUGUGUGUGUGUGUGUCUGUGUGUGGGAGUGUUUCUUAUGAUGUGGCUUUUAUGUGUCUGUUUAGACUAAUGAAAAAGUCCUUGAACGUCCCGUGAACUGACAGAAAAUUCUAAUCACAGAAUGAUUGAUUUUUAUCCCUGUAUAUAUUAAUGGUUUCCUCUCUCUCUCUCUGCUGUAAAACAUUAACUCUUUUCACGUUGCGCUGGUCUGUCAGGGACGACUUUGGUGCGGCUGGUCUUUUAAAUGGAAAUAAAUAAUGCUUUAUCUAUGUAUUAGAUGUGAAAAGACUAAUAAUCUCAUGUAGUUCCGGACCAUCAAACCAACAGAUCCGUGUGUGUUGUGUGUGUAUAUGUGAAUUGACGGUACAACAUUCAAUGAAUAUAUUGGGCUGUGCUUUAAUGCUGUGUUUCAGGAUAAAACUUGUUGUGUAGUUGUGUUGAAUAAAUAUAAAUGUGAGAAUCA